AUGGUCACUGCUGGAUACAUUACGAUGCGUACACCUAUUGCCAACAAGGGACUUGCGUUUACAGAGGAACAGCGCAAACAGCUUGGUCUACGUGGUCUGCUACCGGCUGCCGUGUCAACGACUAAACUCGAGACUGAGCGUGCCAUGGCCGCUAUCCGUCGUAAGACAUCGCCCAUUGAAAAAUACAUUUUUAUGCAAAGCAUGCAAAAUGCCAACGAGGAUGUUUACUACCGGAUGCUCAUUGAGCACACAUCGGAAUUAAUGCCGAUUGUAUACACGCCAACGGUUGGUCAAGGUUGUCAGGAGUUUAGCCACAACUAUUUGCAACAGCCACGUGGUCUCUUUAUCUCACUAAACGACAUUGGUCACAUUGCUGAGAUAUUAGACAAUUGGCCAGAAAAGGACAUUCGUGCCAUCUGCUUUACGGACGGUGAGCGUAUCCUUGGUCUAGGUGAUCAAGGGGCUAAUGGCAUGGGUAUCCCCAUUGGUAAAUUGUCGUUAUACACGGCAUGCGCCGGUGUACCACCUCACAUGUGUCUACCAGUUGUACUUGACUGCGGAACGAACAAUGAGAAGUACUUGGCCGAUCCAUUCUACAUUGGUCUGCGCCAGAAACGCGAGCGCGGUGAAAAGUUUGAGCAGCUUGUGGAGGAGUUCAUGGACGCCGCAAAGACCAAGUAUGGCAAGAGAGUUUUGCUACAGUUUGAAGACUUUGGCAACUCGACUGCCUUUAACUUGCUGCGCAAGUACCAAAACACUCACUGCACAUUCAAUGACGAUAUCCAGGGCACGGCCUCUGUGGUUCUUGGCGGUUUGCUUGCUGCUGUUCCACUAUCAGGCAAGUCCAUCUCGGAGCAAACCUUUUUGUUCUUUGGCGCCGGUGAGGCCGGCACCGGCAUUGCUGAACUAAUUGCUCAAGCUAUAGCCACGGAGACUGGAAAGUCUAUCGAGGAGUCUCGUAAGCAGAUCUGGCUUGUGGAUUCACAAGGUCUGAUUGUAAAUUCACGUAAGGAGUCUCUGCAGCACCAUAAGCUCAUGUUCUCCCACGACGCCUCCUUUUGCCCGAAUCUGCUGUCGGCCAUUGAGCAGGUCAAGCCAACUGCUCUUAUUGGUGUGUGCACUAUAGCUAAGGCCUUCAACAAGGAGGUGUGUCAAAAGAUGUGUGAGGCCAAUGAGCACCCAAUCAUCUUCGCUCUGAGUAACCCAACGUGCAAGGCCGAAUGCACGGCUGAAGAAGCUUAUACGUUUACGGACGGCAAAUGCAUUUUUGCAAGCGGUAGCCCAUUCGAUCCAGUUGUCUACAAUGGGAAGCGUUACGUGCCUGGCCAGGGCAACAACUCGUACGUGUUCCCCGGCAUUGGGCUGGGAAUUGUAGCGGCUGGUCUCACCCAUGUCGACGAUGAGAUGAUGGUCAUUGCUGCAAAGACGCUGGCAAGUAUGAUCACCCCUUCCGACCUAGAGUCUGGCUGCGUCUAUCCGCCGUUGUCCUCUAUCCGCAACGUCUCACUUAAAAUCGCUGAAGCUGUCGCUGAUUACGGAUACAAGAAAAAAUUUGCCACGGUUCCCAAGCCAGAGAACUUGACCCAGUUCCUGAGCAAUUUCAUGUACAAUCCUUAA
Molecule: messenger RNA, 1617 nt
Organism: Peronospora belbahrii
Lineage: Eukaryota; Oomycota; Peronosporomycetes; Peronosporales; Peronosporaceae
Source: the annotation of a GenBank genome assembly